GAGAGGGAGGAGGAGAACCGACAGUCAUCUGAUUCUUUUCCCGUCCCACCCUCUACCGUACUCUCGGCGAGAGUUCACGGUAAUCGGUCACAGCACACGGAGUUUGAGAGAGUUUGUGAGCCGAGCGACUCAUCACGAUCAACGCCGAGCCGUUUCAAUGACGCGACGACAUUAAAACACGAUCCGAACGGAGACGCGAUCAGCAGACCGACCCUUGACGCUCUUCCUGUUCCCGACGCCGAGAGAAGUUCAAGUGUGUUUGUACAAACCCGAUCAGAACUUCAGAAACAUCGGACACAAGACACAUCAUGAUCAUUCGCGUAAAAAACCCCGACGCUGCGCUACAGACGACGCGAGUGCGUUUCUGAACGCGUUCGGCCGCUUUUUGCACACAAGUUGAAUGCGCUUUUCCUGCUAUUCUUCUGUGAGCGCUUCCUGCUCGGCUAAAAAUACUGACAUCUCAACAGAAGCUCGUUCAGUGUGAUAUACAUCUCGUUUGAUCUCAUGUUUGGAGAUACUUCUGUCUUAUAAGAACCUUGAGAUCUUGGUAAGUCAGAAGAUCCAUGUUUGUAUCUCUUUGAACUCUUGAUAGAAGGUGUUUUGGGAGUAUGUGUGCUGAAAUGUUCCUCAAGUGACCAUCCACCACUGUUCUGGUAAAUGGAGUCACAUUGGACCAUUCAUUCAUAGUUGAAGGUCCAUCCUUUGCACUUUGAUGGAGAUUCCAAUGGAUUUUGAUGUCUGAUGGAGAUAUUUUUCACCCAUGAUCCGGACGUACAGAGAUCUGAGGGCGUCCUUGAUAAUCGACGUCCAAACGCAUCUGAUCGCAUUCAAGCCACCUCGUGAAGCUCCAUGGAGCCUCUGAAGAACAUUUUCACCCACAGUCCGUUGUCCACCUGGAAGAGUUUGGAUCAGACCCAGAAGGGGAACUUCACCAACCCUGUUUGGACCGCUUUGUUCGACUAUGAGGCCUCGGGAAAGGACGAGUUGACCCUUCGUAAAGGCGACCUGGUGGAGGUCCUGUCUCUGGAUUCGGAGAUAUCCGGAGAUGAAGGAUGGUGGGCGGGGAAGGUCAACAACAAAGUGGGAAUCUUCCCCUCCAACUACGUCUCCUUCAAACCCAGCAGAUAUGGGAAGCUGCCGGGUCCCGGGGUGGUCCAGGACUUGGGCCCAGCCGUGGUCAGCGAGUUCGAGCCGGAGAUGGUGGACUUCAGAGAGCUGAGUCUGGAGGAGGUCAUCGGGGUCGGGGGUUUUGGGAAGGUCUACCGGGGCACCUGGAGGGGCGGGCUGGUGGCCGUCAAAGCGGCCCGUCAGGACCCGGACGAGGACAUCAGCGUCACGGCCCAGAACGUCCAGAACGAGGCGAGACUCUUCGCCAUGCUCCAACACCCCAACAUCAUCGCGCUCAAGGGCGUUUGCCUUCAGGAACCCAACCUGUGUCUGAUUAUGGAGUACGCGUCUGGUGGGGCGCUCAGCCGGGCUCUGGCUGGGUGUCGGAUCCCACCCCACGUGCUGGUCAACUGGGCGGUCCAGAUCGCCCGAGGGAUGCUGUACCUCCACAGCGAGGCCAUCGUACCCGUGAUCCACCGAGAUCUGAAGUCUAACAACAUCUUGUUGGCAGAGCCGGUGGAGCAGGGCAGUAUUGAGGGAAAGACGCUGAAGAUCACAGAUUUUGGACUGGCGCGAGAGUGGCAUAAAACCACUAAGAUGAGCACAGCGGGCACGUACGCCUGGAUGGCACCAGAGGUCAUCAAAUCAUCCACCUUCUCGAAGGGAAGCGACGUGUGGAGUUACGGUGUGUUACUGUGGGAGCUGUUGACGGGUGAAGCUCCCUACAGAGGGAUCGACGGUCUCGCGGUUGCUUAUGGAGUCGCUGUAAACAAACUGACGCUCCCGAUUCCCUCCACCUGCCCUGAACCCUUCGCUCAGCUCAUGUCGGAGUGCUGGGAUCAGGACCCUCACCGGCGGCCCAGUUUCAGGUGUAUUCUGGAUCAGUUGACGGCUCUGGAGGAGCAGGUGUUGAACGAGAUGCCUCCAGAUUCAUUUCACUCUCUUCAGGAUGACUGGAAGCACGAGAUCCAGAGCAUGUUUGAUGAGCUCAGGGCCAAAGAGAAGGAGUUGCGCUGUCGUGAGGAGGAGUUGAAGCGCGCGGCGCUGGAGCAGAAGUCUCACGAGGAGUUUCUCCGUCAGCGCGAGCAGCAGUUAGCGCAGUGGGAACAGGACGUGUUUGAGCGGGAACUUUCACUCCUCAUCCUCCAUCUGAACCAGAACCACAAACCUAAUGUGAAGAAGCGCAAAGGAACGUUCAAGAAACACAAACUCAAAGUGAAGAACGGAGAGAAAAUCAGCAUGCCGCAGGAUUUUAUCCACAAGAUCACAGUUCAGGCAUCACCGGGUUUGGAGAAAAGACGGAAUUCUCCGGAUCUGGGCUCGCCGUCCAUUGGUCCGCGCUUCCGUGCGAUACAACUGAGUCCCAGCGACAGUCGAUGGAGUUCAGUUUGGCCACUGGAGUCUCUUCCUGUCAAACAGAUUAAUGGCGAGAGGAGGUUCACUCCUCAUCUGAGUCCCAAAAGCCCCAAAAGUCCAAAGAUCCUGCGACUCAGUUCACAGGAGAACAGUCUAUCAAUGAGAGCAAAGCUCUUGGGUGUGGACAGUAAUGAAAAUGAUGAUUCGAAAGCAGAUUUUGAGGAGUACAGACCGAUUACACCAGAAUACAACCACAACGAGGGCUCUGAGAGUGAGGAAGGCGGUUCAUCGCCCUGCGGCUCUCCCAAACCGGAUCAGCCCGGACCAGCGUCUCUGGCUAAGAGUACACACCACGCGCUGCUCAGUAGCGCCGCCCUGCUGGCAUCCGUCGCUCUGGGACGCUGUCUGGAGCCUCAACACCCCCCCACGCCACCCCCACGGGCCUCCUCGCGGACUAACCUGCCCACGCUGGACCUGGAACCGGAUCGCUCUCCAGACCAUCCCGCCGAACCCACCAUGGUGGGUGAUCUGAUCACGUUCAGCACGGACUCACUACCGCGAGCGUUUUUGGACACAUUGAAACCGCCAGAGAUUAAACCGUUACCGCUCACACCCCCUCCGCCGAACCCGCGCGAGAGAGACCGGUCAGGCCAUCGCACGCCACAGCACAGUCCCGGAGACUGGACGACGUAUACGAACGGGGAGACGGCCAAUGAGAAUUCAUAUCAGAGUGGAGAGCGGCGGAGGAGAUCGAGUAACGGACUUCACUCUUCACAGCUGGUGUUGGAUCUGCCAUUGUAUCAAGACAGUUUUGAGUCCGAGGACAAAUCUCCAAUGCCAUUCGCUCUGUAUCCAGACCCUCGACUGUGGAGCCCCAAAACCCGUCGUCUAGAGGUCAACAUCGUCCCGCGCCCCCGGCCAUCCCCUAUCCGACAACGCAUUGACCCUUGGAGUUUUGUAUCGGCUGGCGUGACAGACAAACCUGCUGCCAAGAAAGCCACUUGUUCAAGCAGUCCCACGAGCCCUCGACUGGGAUACCACCCCUCGCCCACAAACCCCUUCACAAACUGUGACCCCUUCCCUUCCCCGGACUGUGACCCCUUCAAUCUAAAGCUUGACCCUUCCAUGAACACGGACCACUUGUCCUUUGACCCCUUCUCCACCCCCUUCCCAACCUCACGCUCCGCCCCCUGUUCGACAAACGGAAGCCCCAAUCUUUCUCUCAGGGUGGCCCCUCUAAACCUGGUGGACUCACCGCUCAUAGACCUUGGAUGGGUGGGUGUCAACAAACCGCUAGAUGUCGCCAAAGAGCGAGUCCACCCUCGCCGAACUCUCGGGCUCAGCCCCUUCAAGUCGCCUACGCAACUUAGAGAUGACAGGUUCUGAACGUUAAGUCCAGAA
Molecule: messenger RNA, 3864 nt
Organism: Myxocyprinus asiaticus (Chinese sucker)
Lineage: Eukaryota; Metazoa; Chordata; Actinopteri; Cypriniformes; Catostomidae
Product: mitogen-activated protein kinase kinase kinase 11-like
Exons: 10
Coding region: 850-3849 (999 amino acids)
Biological process (GO): positive regulation of apoptotic process; microtubule-based process; protein phosphorylation
Cellular component (GO): centrosome
Molecular function (GO): JUN kinase kinase kinase activity; ATP binding; protein binding
Source: RefSeq, a predicted model, not a curated record